This is a messenger RNA of Aedes albopictus (Asian tiger mosquito), 591 nucleotides long. RefSeq names its product cytochrome P450 9e2-like. The coding region runs from base 1 to 591 and encodes 196 amino acids. The record is from RefSeq and is a predicted model, not a curated record. NCBI's taxonomy places the organism in Eukaryota, Metazoa, Arthropoda, Insecta, Diptera, Culicidae. Gene Ontology annotation, molecular function: oxidoreductase activity, acting on paired donors, with incorporation or reduction of molecular oxygen; iron ion binding; heme binding. The transcript has 2 exons.
AUGGAAACGAACGACGACAGCACGUUGCUGAUAUUGGCUCGACGCGGGAGACUGGAAGAUGACAAGGAUGUAACGGAAGAAUCGUAUGCAGCUGCUGAGGACCACUACAAUGCUGAGACUGGUACUGGGAGUAGAACUUGGAGUGACGACGAGUUGACAGCUCAGGACGUGAUAUUCUUCGCAGCAGGUUUUGAUACCACAUCGACGCUUCUCAGCUUUACACUGAUGGAACUUGCCCUGCACCCGGAGAUUCAGGAGCGGUUAUUCGAGGAAAUCAAUACGUUAGAUCGUCCUUACUCAGAAAUUACUUACGAACAAAUUCAAAGCCUUGAAUACCUGGAUGCAGUGAUAUCGGAAUCACUGAGGAAGUGGCCUCCUCUGCCCGCAACGGAUCGGAAAUGCACGAAAGACUACACCAUGACCAAUCCAGAUGACGGCAGUCCCAUGUUUUCCAUAGAGCAAAACUACUCAGUGUGGGUUCCAAUCUAUUGCUUUCACCAUGAACAUCACACUCAUCGCGAAUCUGCUGGGAAGUUCAUCUGCUCAGUGGAAAUCAUGUUCUCUCGUGACUCUGUGGAUGUUCGCUGUUGA